GAGAGAGAGAGAGAGAGGGAGUCAGUGUUAGUAGAGUGCAGACAGAAGACAGGCAGUAAAGGAGGCUGUCGGACAGAAACACCAGGAACAUGAAUCAGAAACACACCGCAGUAUAGAGACACACACCGAGGAGCAAACAGCAGCGGGACGGUAACUGAAGUGUUUGAAUCUGUGAGACAGACAGAGAGACCGAGAAAGAGAGAGAGAGACAGCCGUCUCUUGGACUUUUCCCCAUCCGUGUGAGGUUAUGGCAGGCAUGGCGUCGGAGCCAGGAGCCCAGUCCAGAGUGAUGUUUCAGACCAAAGAGGAGGAGCCUGCCCAACGCAAACUGGGCAAACUGACGGUCAAAUACAACCGCAAAGACCUCCAGAGGAGGCUGGACAUCGAGGAGUGGAUCGACGGUCAGCUGCACCUGCUGUACGACUGCGAGGAGGAGGAGAUUCCUGACCUGGAGAUCGACAUCGAUGAACUUCUAGAGCUGACAGAUGAAGAGCAGAAAACUCGACUGCAUGAGCUUUUGCAAGAAUGUGGAAAGCCAAAGGAGGACUUUAUCAACGGCUUGCUCUACCGGAUGAAGGGACUGCGGAAGAUGUCAGGAUCUCUGAAGAAAUAGCAUUAAGUCAAAGGCUGGAUCUUUCAAGAUAAUGUGAAGCACCCAGCUCCGCCCCUGACCCCGCCCCUUUGACAAGCCCCACCCACAGCUCCGCCUGUAUGUAGAGCGUUGAGUGUCUGUCUGUGGACGAGUCAAUGACGGAAACUUCUAGAAACCACUAAUAAUUCUGUACAGUAUCUCCAGCAUUGCAGAUCAACUGUAUUGCCUGUUAUUACUCAAACGAGAUGUUUUUUUUUUGUCUAGAUUUUUUUGUGACGUACAUUUUUAUCCCUAUUUAUAAAUAUAUAUAUAUUGUUCUGACAAGUGUUGUAUGUAAUAAUAAAAUAUUUCAUUUCAAGAUUUUAGAUGAAGAGUAUAGAUACAGUUCGUGAUAAUAAAAUUCAGAAUCCAGGAUAUCUUU
Messenger RNA from Carassius gibelio (silver crucian carp), 1013 nucleotides. RefSeq names its product protein phosphatase 1 regulatory subunit 14B. The record is from RefSeq and is a predicted model, not a curated record. The transcript is spliced from 4 exons. Gene Ontology annotation, cellular component: cytoplasm. NCBI's taxonomy places the organism in Eukaryota, Metazoa, Chordata, Actinopteri, Cypriniformes, Cyprinidae. The coding region runs from base 248 to 613 and encodes 121 amino acids. Gene Ontology annotation, molecular function: protein serine/threonine phosphatase inhibitor activity. Gene Ontology annotation, biological process: regulation of phosphorylation.